AUGGCCGCUCCCUUUUCAGGACAGGGAAAGCAUCAGAGAAAGAUCACUGUCAUACAAGUAUUGGAGCAACUUGAAGCUGAUGAUAGUGACUUUGGCCCUGAAUUGGACAGCGAUAGCGAUUCUGAUGAAUUGUUUCAACCGCAUGAAAGUGAUGGUAGUGAAUCUUCUGCCCAAGACAGUGACUCGUCCAAUGACUCGUCCAGUGAUGAAGAUGUGCCGUUUGCCGAGACUGCUAGCCCACAGAUGGAGCCAAAUCGUGCCGCAAAAACGUACAGUUGGCGAAAGAAAGGCUUUGAGUUGCCUGAUGUGAACUUUCAAGGUGAACAGGUUGAGUCGUACCAGGAUGCCACGACAGACACGCCACUGGUUUACUUUCGACGCUUUGUUUCCCUUGAUAUGUUGGAAAAUAUUGUUGAGCAUACCAAUCAAUACAGUGUUCAAAAGCAUGGGAAAUGUGUAAAGGAGAUAGAACAAGUUCUAGGAAUGUAUUUUAGGAUGGGAUUAGUUCAAAUGUCUGGAGUACGUCAGUACUGGGAAAGUGAAGUUCGUUAUGGGCCUGUGGCAGACGUAAUGAGUCGCAACCGAUUCAACCUGCUACUCUCUGUCAUCCACUUUGUAGACAACGAAAUGGCCAGUGAAGAAGUAAAAAAGGAUCGACUUUGGAAACUGAGACCAUUUUUGGAUUCUUUUCGGAGACAAUGUCUGACUAUAACUCCUCGCCAAAAACAGUCCAUCGAUGAGAUGAUGGUGCCGUACAAAGGGAAAUGUGGUUGCAUAAGGCAGUACAUCAAAGGGAAGCCACAUCCGUGGGGAUUCAAAGUGUGGACGCGCUGCUGUGUCACUGGCCUCCUGCACGACUUUGACAUAUAUCAGGGAAAAGGUGGUGGCAAUGAACAAAAAGGGAAGAGUCAGUUGGGAGUUGGUGGCGACAUUGUGGUGAAGCUAUGCGAAUCGCUUGCAGAGAAAGUACAUUUCCUGAUUUUCGCUGACAAUUUCUUCACUUCGAUGCCCCUCAUUGAGAAAUUAUUGGCAAAGGGAAUCUACUACACAGGAACUGUGCGAAAAAACCGUAUGUCGAAGUGCAACCUGAUAACGGACGAAGACCUGUCCAAGAAAGGCUGUGGAUCCUAUGAUUAUCGAAUCGAGUCCAACACCAACACUGUUUGUUUGAAAUAG
This is a messenger RNA of Xyrauchen texanus (razorback sucker), 1176 nucleotides long. RefSeq names its product piggyBac transposable element-derived protein 3-like. NCBI's taxonomy places the organism in Eukaryota, Metazoa, Chordata, Actinopteri, Cypriniformes, Catostomidae. The coding region runs from base 1 to 1176 and encodes 391 amino acids. The record is from RefSeq and is a predicted model, not a curated record. The transcript has a single exon.